AUGCCGGCCAUACUUGAAAGUGCUGUGCCCCCACCGCCGCAUCUGCAGCUGUCGACCACCUCUCCCUGGCCGUCGUACUCUUCUCAUUGCUACGGCUCUUCUGCCUCCUCGCCCACUCCCAUGACCCCAGAGUCGCUGACAACGUUCGUCCCGCGCCUGCACGACAGCCCGCUUCCCACACAAGAAGCUCCUCCCUCUUCGAGCUGGUUUGGUGCUUCGGUUUCGGCCCCAGACGCUCAAAACGAGACCUUUGGUGCUUUCCCAUACAGCCAGUCUUUUCUUCCUUCACAUACGCCAUCUGCUGGGCCCUACUCACCACACCACCAAUUUUCGUCAACAUCCGACGUCGCGGUAUCCGCACCAUCGAGCAUAGAGCACCCAGCAGGUAAUUUCUCCCCAGUGUCGCAGUGCUCGCGAGGCUCCGAAGGCCCACAGCCAGAGUACGUCCACCAGGAGCCUUCUCCCGACGCAUCUACUCAUCUUUCUGGAGGCCUUUCGCCCAGUCGGCCGCGAAGUACUCCCCUGGACUAUCCAUCUUGGACUAUGAAUCCUCUCGGCAUUUCUGGACCGACCAUGCACCAGCACUAUUACUCCAGUCCGACGUACCCGCGUAGCCCUCGUCUGAGCGAGCCGGGAAUGGACUUUUCCGGCGACCUGCCAAACGGACGCCGCCUAUAUGCUCCGAUCGCUCCCCACCCCGCUGGUUCUCGCAGGAGCGUUCCGAAACGGUCCCACGAAGAUGACGAUGAGCAAUCAGAUCAAUCAAAGAGGAGAAAACGAUCAGAGUCUAGCACUUCGGCAACAAUAGAGUUAGGCGAAGAGGACCGACUCCUUAUCAGACUCAAGGAUGAGGAAAGCAUGCCCUGGAAAGACAUUGCUGCUCGCUUCCAGUCAGAUCUCGGCAAGACAUACCAGAUUCCCGCAUUGCAGAUGCGCCUGAAAAGGCUUCGGGAACGCAUGCGUGUGUGGACUGAGCCCGAUGUCAAGGCACUCCGCAUGGCACACGAAUACUGGGUUCAGAGCAAGUUUGACAUCAUUGCCCAAAAGAUGCUCGAGUAUGGUGCAGCAGAGAAAUGGACAGCCCGGCAAUGUGCGCGCAAAUGGGCCGAAAUCGACCCUGGCCCAACUCCGUACACCACCUACGAGCACCACAUGCCGACAUAUGCUACUUACGCCAUGAGCCCGGUGGAAGCACAUCACUUCAUGCCCUAUGUCCACAUUCAAUGA
Paraphaeosphaeria sporulosa is the source of this 1227-nucleotide messenger RNA. RefSeq lists its product as uncharacterized. The transcript has 3 exons. Bases 1 to 1227 code for a protein of 408 amino acids. The record is from RefSeq and is a predicted model, not a curated record. NCBI's taxonomy places the organism in Eukaryota, Fungi, Ascomycota, Dothideomycetes, Pleosporales, Didymosphaeriaceae.